Messenger RNA from Anolis sagrei ordinatus, 4961 nucleotides. RefSeq names its product protein O-linked mannose N-acetylglucosaminyltransferase 1 (beta 1,2-) (gene POMGNT1). Gene Ontology annotation, cellular component: Golgi membrane. The record is from RefSeq and is a predicted model, not a curated record. Gene Ontology annotation, biological process: protein O-linked glycosylation via N-acetylgalactosamine. NCBI's taxonomy places the organism in Eukaryota, Metazoa, Chordata, Lepidosauria, Squamata, Anolidae. Gene Ontology annotation, molecular function: beta-1,3-galactosyl-O-glycosyl-glycoprotein beta-1,3-N-acetylglucosaminyltransferase activity.
UCCUUCCUUUCUCAAUGGCGAAGCGCCUUCUUAAGCGGCCGUCUCCUUUAAGGGGCGUCUUCUAGCAGCCUUCCCCGCGCCGGAAGCAGGCAGGGACGUCAAUUUCAGCCUGGUAGGAAAGGGUCCCCCCUGUUGCGGGCCGGAGAAGGAGAAAGAGAGAGAAAGAAAGAGAGAUCAAGGCGUUUGCUUGGAGGAGAUGCCGGGACGGAGCCGGGCUCUCUGCUUGGCCAGACAUUCCUAGAAGCCUUCGUGGUUGAGACUUCUGGGAGAUGAAGACCAAAACAUGUUCAUAUACCGUAUAUAUUCAGGUUAUAUUUGUAGUGUGCAACUAGAGAAGAGCAGAUGCUGAGAGCAAGUUCUUGCAGCUGUCCGCUUCCGUCCGUUUUGGCCUACUAUGAUGGAUGAAUGGAAACCCAACCCACCAGCCAAGCCAUGGAAGAAGCGCAGCUGGUUCCUGGCCUGGAAGUACAAACUGACAAACCAGAGGGCACUAAGGAGACUGUGUCAGAUGGGAGCUGUGGUCUUUUUACUGGUGACCGUCAUAGUAAACAUAAAGCUGAUCUUGGACACUAGAAGAGCAGCUAAUGAAGAGGAGGAGUCUGCUCAGGAUUAUGAUGAAGGCCUGCAGAACCCAGAGAUCCCACGCCGACCUAUUAAUAACAGGAAAGUUCUGGAUAUAGAGGUGUACUCAAGCCGCUCCAAAGUCUAUGUGGCAGUGGAUGGCACAACGGUUUUAGAAGAUGAAGCACGAGAGCAAGGCAGAGGCAUCCACGUGAUUGUGUUGAAUCAGGCUACAGGCCAUGUGAUGGCAAAGCGGGUUUUUGACACCUACUCACCGCAUGAGGAUGAAGCCAUGGUCCUUUUCCUCAACAUGAUAGCCAGAGGCCGAAUACUUAUUUUCACAAUUAAGGAUGAGGGCUCCUUCCACCUUAAAGACACAGCAAAGAGUCUUCUGAAGAGCCUAGGGAGCCAGGAUGCUGCUUCCCUCAGCUGGAGGGACAUGUGGACGUUUGUGGGGAAGAAAGGAGGUGAAGUAUUUGGUGAAAAACAUGCCAAGUCCCCAAUGCUUUCCUCAUGGGGAGAGCCAGUGUUGUUGAAAACUGAAGUCCAGUUAACCUCAGUAGAAGAUGCAGAAUGCCACUGGCCAGAUACAGAAUUGAAUCGACGACGGAAACAGUUCUGUAGCAAGGUGGAAGGCUAUGGCAGUGUCUGCAGCUGUAAGGACCCCACACCUAUAGAGUUCAACCCUGAGCCACUCAAAGACAACAAGGUUUUUGACGUGCCUGUUGCUGUCAUUGCGGGGAACAGACCGAACUACUUGUACAGAAUGCUACGCUCUCUUCUUUCGGCGCAAGGGGUUAAUCCUCAGAUGAUAACUGUCUUUAUCGAUGGAUAUUAUGAGGAGCCAAUGGAUGUGGUUGAAUUAUUUGGCCUGAAGGGAAUUCAGCACACUCCUAUCAGCAUUAAAAAUGCCAGAGUUUCACAGCACUACAAGGCGAGUUUGACUGCAACAUUCAACUUGCAUCCGGAUGCCACACUUGCUGUUGUAUUGGAAGAAGACCUGGAUAUCUCCAUUGACUUCUUCGGCUUCCUAAGCCAGUCUGUCUAUUUGCUGGAGGAAGAUGACAGCUUGUACUGCAUCUCUGCUUGGAAUGACCAGGGUUAUGAGCACACAGCUGAGGACCCUUCACUCCUGUAUCGCGUGGAGACCAUGCCAGGCUUAGGUUGGGUGCUGAGAAAGACCCUCUACAAAGAUGAGUUGGAACCCAAAUGGCCAACACCAGAGAAGCUCUGGGACUGGGACAUGUGGAUGCGAAUGCCAGAGCAACGAAAAGGCCGUGAGUGCCUCAUCCCAGAUGUAUCUCGUUCGUACCACUUUGGCAUUGUUGGCCUCAACAUGAAUGGUUAUUUCCAUGAAGCUUAUUUCAAAAAGCACAAGUUCAACACUGUUCCCAAUGUACAGCUUAAAAAUGUGGAGAGCUUAAAGAAAGAUGCCUAUGAAAUUGAAAUCCAUCGGCUCCUCAGUGAGGCAGAGGUUUUGGAUCACAGCAAGAACCCCUGUGAAGAUUCUUUUGUACCUGAUACUGAAGGAAAGAUCUAUGUGAUGUACAUCAAAAUGGAGCAGGAGGCAGACUUCACUACCUGGACUCAGCUUGCCAAGUGCCUCCACAUCUGGGAUCUAGAUGUCCGUGGGAACCACAAAGGCCUGUGGCGGCUCUUUCGAAAGAAGAACCAUUUCCUGGUGGUAGGAGUUCCUGCCUCUCCAUAUUCAUUUAAGAAACCUUCUACAGUGAUUCCAAUUUACUUGGAGCCUCAAGCUAAGGAUGAAGCAGUGGGAGCCAUAGCAGCAGGAGCAGAGCAAACGUGAAGCCAAGCCUAGAGCAUUGUCCAUUAUGCCUUCGCCGCCUGCUGGGAAAAGAGGCACUGGAAGCCACGGCGUUCUGUGGGAUCUGUGUGCUGUUUUCACAAAUGGACUUGAGAACCAAGGUCAAGAUAAACAUGGCCUCUCUCCCUGCUGGGUGCUGAUAAGCUGCCCUGGGAAGACCAUCCCAGGCUCCUUCAGUAUUUUUCUAUGCCACCGCACCAACUUGAUUGUCUCAUUUUUAACACUGAUGCUUUACUAAUUUUGGCCACCCUUUCCCCAAAUUGGGGGUUAGGCCAGAGGAGGAGCUAUUUACAAGGGAUUGGUUCCUUUUAGGAGCUCUUCCCACGUUACUAUUUCAGGAUAUUUUUAUUAUUAUUUAUUAACUCUGUGUUGGCCAGUAUCCUCCUAAAGGAUGCUGCCCAGCAUCAUAUUUCUGGUGGUUUUCAAGGUGGCGUUAUGAUGGGAAUUGAGGCCCUUGAACUCCUGUGGAGACAGCAUUCAAACUAAGAAAAUUGUGACCCUGGGACACAUCACCUGAACUUGGAAAAUCCUUUUGAUCCAGAGGUGGAGGCUUGGCCCUGAUAUGUGUAAUCGGGAAGAGGAGUCCUGUAUUAGUACUAUGGAUUAUCCAUCAGUUGGUAGGGAUUGUCAUACAAGAAAGUAAACUUCUAGCCUUUGUGUUUCUCUUUUGGUUCUCUGACUUCCAACCAAGGCAUCUUUCCUUACUGAAACUCUUGGAACACUCCAGGCUGGCAGCAACACAUGUAGAGGCUUGGGUGUGAGGCUUAGUGGUGCUGCUUUGCUGCAACUGCAGUGUGGCUUGUCAUAAGAAGAGCCAGGAGGGGUUUAGGCAGAAGUACAAAAAGUGCCUUGAGCAAGCAAGUUUUAGCCUAGGAAGCUUUGCCAGCUCCAUUAAGGCUCAAAUGAACUAAUCUGACCAAGCCUUAUUCCCAUUUGGUACUUUAGGACCUGGCUUCUCAAGGCUUGAAAACCCAGACCAGGGAAAACAAUUGUUCUACAUGUGGCCACCCACAACUGAUUGUUCGUACUGCUAAUCAGGUCAUGCUAGCAAGGGAGCUCCCUCCUGCCCUCCCCUGUGGAGCUUGACACAAUUCAGAUCCUAUUCUGAAUUGAAUUGAAGCCAGAUCUCUUCUUUCAAGGGUCAGAUUACUGAAUCCUGUUGGUCAGAAGGAAGGUCUGGAGGUGCAAAUGUAUCCUUGGGGACAUUGGAGCAGGUGGCUUCAUAAGAAAAAGGUUCUUCUGGAUUCCAGAAUGAUAAAAUGGAGAGGGAUGGAAGUGUGGCAAUCCAGGUAUAAAAGGGGGAAUUGUAGUUUCCUCUUCCUGUGCCUUAUGAGAUGAGAGAUGUCCUUGGAUCUGGAAUGUAUAUUUCCAUAGAGUGAUUUGGUGAGCAAUGAAGGAAGGGGACACUGCCCACUAAGGGACAGUAAGAUUCUUGAUUGAUACAAAAGGUACCAAGGUCAGCCAACUCUCUUCCAAAACAAAGAUCCCUUUCAAAUUGUCUUACUUCUUGUUGAUCAGGCUUUUCUCCAUGCUUCAGUCCCAGGACUUUGUGUUGGAUGUCAUAAGGAAAUGAUUUUAAUCCAGGUUGUUGCAACAAGGCUAUGGAUCUUAGAGAUGUUUUACGUAUGAAGAAAUUGUGCUGAAGAAUGGAUUAGGUACUACCAAAUGAAAAUAAAAUAAGUGUUUCCAUUGCAACUGUAACUCAAAAGACAAUGUCGUCCCCUUUACUUGAGAUGGUUUCUCAUCCUUCACACAUAAAUCCAGAGGCCACACACCACUGACUUUAUUACACAUUGUGGAGAAGAUGUCAUUUCUUCUCCAUAAUGUGUGAUAGAAGUACAGCUGUCACUUUUUCCUUGCAAUUUGUUUCAGAAAAACACUUUGUGGUUCCUUACACUUGGAAGCAAAAUGUUGGGUGCUCUGCUUUUGUCUGUUCCAUCAAUGCAAUUAUGCUGAAGUAGGUUCUGAGAAGGACAAGGUUAAUCCAAAAACAAUUCAGUUCUUGAUAGGAUUUGGCUUUACAUUUUUUUAAAAAGAGUAAUGGUUUCUGAGAAGUUCUGCCUCAGAGCAGGUCGCAUUUUCCAGACAUACAGAGGCCCUGCAUUUGAGGGAAACUUAUAAUAUUACUCAAUUGCUUGUCAUUUCUUUUAUCCAAAUGUGUAUUAUAGAGUUCAUUAGGAUGAACAUGAUCCCAUAUUAGCUCUCUAGUGUUGUGGGUUCUCGAGAGAUUCAGAGUUAUUUUGGACUAUGAUACCCAAAAUCCCCAACCAACAUGGCUGCAUGUCCAAAACACGGACUUCUUCCAACCCUGCCAUCUUUUCAAAAGACAUAAUUAGGAGCUGACUUCUAAAAUUCAUGGUCCCUGCCUGUUCCUAUCUUUUUAAAAAACAUCUUCCUGUAGGUUUAUUUUUUUAUAAACAUCAGGAAAGAAGAGCAUAGUUUCCUGGGCUGAGGGGUCAUUUUGCAUGUAGCUAGGAAGAGAGUAGGGAUGACUGUUUUUUUGUUUGUUUGUUUUUUAAUCCCUUUGUGUGUAUGUGUAUUUGCCACAAAUAAAGGUGGUGGAAUUUCUUGCAAA